Molecule: messenger RNA, 6708 nt
Organism: Octopus sinensis (East Asian common octopus)
Lineage: Eukaryota; Metazoa; Mollusca; Cephalopoda; Octopoda; Octopodidae
Product: U5 small nuclear ribonucleoprotein 200 kDa helicase-like
Cellular component (GO): nucleus
Molecular function (GO): ATP binding; nucleic acid binding; ATP hydrolysis activity
Source: RefSeq, a predicted model, not a curated record
AGCGACCUUCACUACCGCCAUAUUUAUGUUGUGACGGAGUCGGCGAAAUUUUAUCCUCGAUUCUUAAUUAAUUAACCAAUUAAUAACUGCUAUUUCUUAUUUUUUCUUAAUUGAUCGCCAUGGCGGAUGCUGCGGCCCGAUCACUACAAUAUGAGUACAAAGCAAAUUCCAACCUUGUACUUCAAGCCGAUCGAUCUCUUAUUGAUCGAAGAGCUCGUGAUGAAGCCACUGGUGAAGUCAUAUCCUUGGUUGGUAAACUGGAAGGCAGCCGGAUGGGGGACAAAUCGAAAAGAACAAAACCACCUCAAAUGGAAGAACGCAAAGUCAAGCGGAAGAAACGUGAUGAAGCACAAAGAGAAGUAAUGAAGAUGAAAGGAACAACAUUGUUCGAAGGCAUCAAUGAUAUGGUCGGAAUUGUCUAUCGGCCGAAGACCCAGGAGACUCGCCAGACCUAUGAGGUUCUGCUGAGCUUCAUACAAGCUGCUCUUGGAGAUCAGCCACGUGAUGUUUUGUGUGGUGCUGCUGAUGAAGUCCUUUCCGUGUUGAAGAACGACCGAAUGAAGGACAAAGAACGCAAAAGAGAAGUCGAGAGUUUGAUUGGUUCCCUUGCAGACGAGAGAUUUGCAUUGCUUGUGAAUCUCGGCAAAAAGAUCUCCGACUGGGGUUCCGAAGAGAAAAUGCAGACAGAUGAGAAUAUUGAUGAGACAUAUGGAGUUAAUGUUCAGUUUGAGGAGUCUGAAGAUGAGGAUGAUGCUGAUGUUUUUGGUGAGGUCCGUGAAGAAGAGGAAGAAGAAGACGAAGGAGAAGAAGCCGAGAUGGAUGCAACUCUCAGAGCAAAUUUGGCAGAAAGAGAAGAAAACAAGAAGAAACUAGAAGGGGGACUUCAUCCACGAGACAUUGAUGCUUUCUGGCUGCAGAGGAAGCUCAAUAAGUAUUAUCCUGACGACCCAACAGUGGCACAGACCAGGUCCAAAGAAAUCUUAGAAAUUCUCAAGAAUGCUGUCGACGACCGAGAAGCUGAGAACCAAUUAGUGAUGCUGCUGGGAGUCAGUCAGUUUGAGUUUAUCAAAAUUCUGAGACAACACAGACAAAUGGUAUUAUAUUGCACGUUGCUCGCUCAGGCCCAGAGUGCUGCUGAGAGGAAAGAAGUUGAAGAGAAGAUGGAAAAUGACCCAGACCUGUCAAAUAUCUUGAUGGCCUUGCAAGCCACCGAGAAAGAGGACAUUGUCAGUGAGCAAAGGGCUCGCAGGCACCAAGCACGCCAGUCUCGAAUGGCUGCUAACAUGGAGCCCAUGCUUGCAAAUGGUGUAGACCAGGUUAUGACCCAAGUGCAGUUGUUGGACCUAGAGGACUUAGUCUUCUCCCAAGGAAGUCAUUUGAUGGCGAAUAAAAGAUGCCAACUGCCUGACGGUUCUUUCCGGAAGCAGCGCAAAGGAUAUGAAGAAGUCCAUGUUCCUGCCUUGAAACCCAAAUCAUUUGACCAGAAUGAGACCCUGAUUCCAAUUGAACGCUUACCAAAAUAUGCUCAACCAGCUUUUGAAGGUUUCAAGAGUCUGAACCGAAUACAAAGCAGACUUUGCAAGACUGCUUUGGAAACAUCUGAAAACAUUUUGCUGUGUGCCCCAACAGGUGCCGGUAAAACCAAUGUAGCAUUACUCUGCAUGCUACGAGAAAUCGGUAAACAUGUAAACAAUAAUGGUACCAUUAAUACGGAUGAGUUUAAAGUUGUUUAUAUUGCACCCAUGAAAUCUCUUGUACAAGAAAUGGUUGGAAAUUUUACCGAGAGAUUGAAAUCAUAUGGUUUGAAAGUUGCUGAACUGACAGGAGAUCACCAGUUGACAAAGGAACAGAUCACCGCAACUCAAGUAAUUGUCUGCACUCCAGAGAAAUGGGACAUCAUCACUCGUAAAGGUGGCGAGAGAACCUACACUCAAGCUGUGCGACUCAUGAUUUUUGAUGAGAUCCACUUGCUGCAUGAUGACCGAGGCCCUGUCUUAGAAUCUCUUGUAUCCAGAACAAUCCGGAACAUAGAAACAACUCGGGAGGAAGUCCGUUUAGUGGGUCUCAGUGCCACACUCCCCAAUUAUGAAGACAUAGCAACAUUCCUUAGAGUUGAUGCCUCACAGGGCCUCUUCUUCUUCGACAACAGCUACCGGCCGGUGCCACUGGAACAGCAGUUUAUUGGAAUCACCGAGAAGAAAGCUGUGAAACGAUUUCAAAUUAUGAAUGAAAUUGUGUACGAAAAAGUGAUGGAGCAUGCCGGUAAAAACCAGGUUCUGGUUUUUGUUCAUUCCCGUAAAGAAACCGGCAAAACUGCCCGUGCGAUUCGAGACAUGUGCCUUGAGAAAGAUACGUUGGGGUCUUUUUUGAAAGAAGGGUCAGCUUCUACUGAAGUAUUAAGAAAUGAAGCCGAGCAAGUGAAGAAUCUCGAGUUAAGGGAUCUGCUUCCAUACGGUUUUGCCAUUCACCACGCCGGAAUGACUAAAGUAGAUCGAGCUCUUGUGGAAGAUCUCUUUGCAGAUCGUCACAUCCAGGUGUUGGUGUCCACCUCAACCCUUGCUUGGGGUGUUAAUUUACCUGCACAUACCGUAAUCAUCAAAGGAACACAGGUGUACAGCCCGGAAAAAGGAAGAUGGGUUGAAUUGAGUGCUUUGGAUGUUAUGCAGAUGCUUGGUCGAGCAGGUCGGCCCCAAUAUGACACAAGAGGAGAAGGUAUCAUGAUAACAAACCAUAGCGAACUUCAAUAUUACCUUUCACUCAUGAACCAACAGUUGCCAAUUGAAAGCCAGUUCAUUACAAAGCUUGCCGAUAAUCUCAAUGCUGAAGUGGUCCUUGGCACCGUCCAGAACAUGAAAGAAGCCAUUAAUUGGCUCGGCUACACAUACCUCUAUAUCCGCAUGCUGCGUUCUGGCCCUCUUUAUGGUGUUAGUAUUGACCACCAGAAAGACGAUCCUGUCUUAGAACAAAGACGGAAAGACCUCGUCCACUCAGCUGCGUCUUUACUCGACAAACACAAUUUGAUGAAAUAUGACCGUAAAACUGGAAAUUUUCAGGUAACGGAGCUUGGUCGUAUUGCUAGCCAUUUCUAUUGUAGUCAUGAAACUAUGGCAACAUACAACCAACUUUUGAAACAAACUCUUAGCGAAAUCGAACUCUUCAGGGUUUUCUCGUUGUCUUCGGAAUUCAGAAACAUCACAGUCCGUGAGGAAGAAAAACUGGAAUUGCUAAAGCUUCUUGAACGUGUGCCGAUUCCAAUCAAGGAAAGUAUUGAAGAACCCAGUGCCAAGGUGAAUGUCCUGCUACAAGCCUACAUCUCACAAUUGAAACUGGAAGGCUUUGCGUUGAUGGCUGACAUGGUAUUUAUCACUCAGUCGGCCGGCCGGCUCAUGAGAGCCAUUUUUGAGAUAGUCUUACAUCACGGCUGGGCCCAGUUGGUCGACAAAGCCCUCACACUCUGCAAGAUGGUUGACAAAAGAAUGUGGCAAUCCAUGAGCCCUCUGCGUCAGUUCCGGAAAAUUCCUGAGGAAGUAAUUAAAAAAAUAGAGAAGAAAAAUUUCCCCUUUGACCGUCUGUAUGAUUUGAACCCUAACGAAAUUGGUGAGUUCAUACGAAUGCCAAAAAUGGGCAAGACCAUCCACAAAUAUGUGCACCAGUUUCCCAAACUGGAACUUUCGGUUCAUAUCCAACCAAUCACGCGGUCCACCCUCAAAGUCGAACUGACCAUCACUCCUGAUUUCCAAUGGGAAGAGAAGGUUCAUGGCCACUCUGAGGCUUUCUGGAUUCUAAUAGAAGACGUCGACAGUGAGGUCAUCCUUCAUCAUGAAUAUUUCUUACUAAAAAGCAAAUUCAACCAAGAUGAACAUGUGGUGAAGUUCUUUGUUCCUGUAUUUGAACCUCUUCCGCCACAGUAUUUCAUCAAAGUCAUAUCAGAUAGAUGGAUUGGUGCUGAAACUCAAUUGCCAGUAUCAUUUCGCCACCUGAUCCUGCCAGAACGGUACCCUCCUGCCACAGAACUUCUCGAUCUUCAACCAUUGCCUGUUUCUGCUUUACGAAAUUCAAUUUUUGAGGCUCUUUACAGUGAAAAGUUCCCAUUCUUCAAUCCAAUUCAGACACAAGUUUUUAAUGCCAUCUACAACAGUGACGACAAUGUUUUUGUCGGAGCACCAUCAGGAAGUGGAAAAACUAUUUGUGGAGAAUUUGCAGUUCUACGAAUGUUGUCCCAGAACCCCGAUGGCAGAUGUGUUUAUGUGACAUGUUUGGAAACUCUUGCCCAACAGACCUACACCGAUUGGUACAACAAGUUCUGUCUCCAGAUGGGCAAAAGAGUCGUGUUGCUGACAGGUGAAACUGCCACAGAUCUCAAACUACUUGCUAAAGGUAACAUAAUAAUCAGCACACCUGAGAAGUGGGAUGUGCUUUCACGGCGUUGGAAACAGAGGAAGAAUGUACAGAGUGUCAAUCUAUUUAUUAUUGAUGAGCUUCAUUUGAUCGGAGGUGAUGUUGGCCCAGUUUUAGAAGUGAUCUGCUCUCGAAUGAGAUACAUUUCCUCUCAACUAAACCGGAAUAUUCGAAUUGUGGCUUUGAGCUCAUCGUUGUCCAACGCUAAGGACAUCGCACAAUGGCUCGGCUGCAGUACGGGAGGCUUUUUCAACUUCCAUCCAAAUGUUCGGCCAGUUCCUCUGGAAUUGCAUAUACAGGGUUUUAAUAUCAGCCACAACGCAUCCCGCAUCGUUGCCAUGUCCAAGCCUACCUACCAAGCCAUCCUGCGUCAUUCCACCAAGAAACCUGUCCUGGUGUUUGUUCCAUCUCGCAAACAAACUCGUCUCACUGCCAUCGACAUUCUGACCUUUUGUGCCGCUGACCUACAGCCCAAUCAUUUCUUGCACGUGCCACAAACCGAUCUGGAUCCCUUUGUUAGCAAGAUCAAUGAUAAGACUUUAAGGGAGACUCUGAGCAAUGGUGUAGCGUAUCUACAUGAAGGACUCAAUGAUACCGAACGCAAAGUGAUUGAGCAGCUUUUCAUGAGUGGAGCAAUACAACUGGUGGUAGCUUCCCGCAAUCUUGCCUGGGGGAUGACCAUGACGUCUCAUCUGGUCAUCGUGAUGGACACACAGUACUACGAUGGCAAAGCACACUCUUAUGAAGAUUAUCCAAUCACAGAUGUGCUGCAGAUGCUCAGCCGUGCCAACAGACCACUCCAAGACCAGGAAGGGAAAUCUGUUAUACUCUGCCAGAGCUCUAAAAAAGAAUUCUUCAAGAAAUUUCUCUACGAACCUUUACCUGUUGAAAGCCAUCUUGACCAUUGCCUCCAUGACCACUUCAAUGCUGAAAUUGUAACCAAAACCAUUGAAAACAAACAAGAUGCUGUGGACUACCUCACCUGGACUUUCCUCUACAGACGAAUGACACAGAACCCUAAUUACUACAACUUACAAGGUGUGUCGCAUCGUCAUUUGUCAGAUCAUCUCUCAGAAUUAGUGGAGAAUACAAUCAAUGAUUUGGAACAGUCAAAGUGUAUCAGUGUUGAAGACGAAAUGGAUGUCGCCCCACUCAACCUGGGUAUGAUCGCUGCCUAUUAUUACAUCAAUUACACAACAAUCGAAUUGUUCAGCAUGUCUUUGAAUGCUAAAACUAAAGUGAAAGGACUCAUUGAAAUCAUCUCGAAUGCUGCAGAAUAUGAAUCCAUCUCAAUUCGGCAUCAUGAGGACCAAGUGCUGAAACAGUUGGCCACACGUUUGCCCCACAAACUGGCAAACCCAAAAUACAACGACCCCCACAUGAAGACAAACCUGUUGUUACAAGCCCAUUUGUCUCGGCUGCAAUUAUCUGCAGAAUUACAGUCAGACAAGGAACUGAUUCUGAGUAAAGCUAUUCGCUUGAUCCAAGCUUGUGUGGAUGUCCUGAGUAGCAACGGUUGGCUGAGUCCUGCUCUUUCUGCCAUGGAACUUACUCAAAUGGUUACCCAGGCGAUGUGGAGUAAAGAUUCCUACCUGAAGCAGCUACCGUUCUUUACUAACGAAACCAUCAUCAGAUGUCAAGAGAAGGGUCAUGAAACUAUAUUUGACAUCAUGGAGAUGGAAGACGAUGAGCGCAAUGCUCUGCUGCAGUUGUCCGACACUGAGAUGGCUGGCGUGGCAAGGUUCUGUAACCGAUAUCCCAACAUUGAGUUGACCUUUGAGGUUCAAGAUAAAGACAUCAUCAAAAGUGGUUCUACUGUGAAUGUACUUGUCACACUUGAGAGAGAAGACGAAAUAACUGGACCUGUCAUUGCUCCGUUUUUCCCACAGAAACGAGAAGAAGGAUGGUGGGUAGUUAUUGGUGAUUCCAAGACAAAUUCCUUGUUAUCCAUCAAGCGCCUGACUUUACAGCAAAAGGCCAAAGUAAAACUCGACUUUGUGGCCCCAAGUGUAGGACACCACAAUUACAUCUUGUUCUUCAUGAGUGAUGCCUACAUGGGCUGCGACCAAGAAUACAAGUUCUCCAUUAAUGUCAAUAAAGCCGAAGAGGAGGAUGACAUGAGCAGCGGUGAUAAUGCUAGUGACAUGGAAUGAGCGCUAACGGGUGUUCAAAUUCUUUGAAUCCGGUUCCUUUGUACAGUUUCCAUUAACUUCUAUAUUCUUAUUGGACUGAUCUAAAUCAAUAUUUACAAAUCAAAUCUAUCCAUAAUUUUUUUUUUCUAUAUCAUUAAAAUCAUUUGUUUUCUAUUAA